GAAGUCAAGGUCAUCAGUCAAUGCAACUUAGAAUUUCCGUCUAUCUCUCCAAAAUUUUCUGUGAACUUCUCCAUAAGUUCCACUAUUCUUACACCAAAAUCAAAUUCAAAAUACAACAAAGAUCAUGGGGAGGGUAACCCGCAUAACCUUGUGCACUGUGUUCCUGGCAUUUCUGAUAGCUGGAGUGAGUUCCCAAAGUGCUUCUAAUGUGAGAGCAACCUACCAUUACUUCAAUCCUGCACAAAAUGGGUGGGACUUGAAUGCUGUGAGCGCUUAUUGUGCUACUUGGGAUGCCGACAAGCCUCUCGCAUGGCGCCAGAAGUAUGGAUGGACUGCCUUCUGUGGACCGGUCGGACCUCAAGGACAAGCUGCUUGUGGCAAAUGCUUAAGGCUGACUAAUGCAGAAACAGGAGCAGAGGUGACAGUGAGAAUAGUUGAUCAGUGUAGUAAUGGAGGGUUGGACUUGGACUACGAAGGCGUUUUCCGGCCGUUAGACACCGAUGGAAGAGGGUAUAAUCGAGGCAACCUUAUUGUCAACUACGACUUUGUAGAUUGUGGUGAUUUCAAUAAAAAUUCCUAUAUAAUAUCAUGUCAUGUGUACAAUGGUACAAAUUUCAGAUUUGGAUAAGAUUGCAAGCAUGUAAAAUUUGCAAUAUCUAAUGAACAAAGUACUUCUAAUACUGGCUAAAAA
Molecule: messenger RNA, 691 nt
Organism: Jatropha curcas
Lineage: Eukaryota; Viridiplantae; Streptophyta; Magnoliopsida; Malpighiales; Euphorbiaceae
Product: barwin
Biological process (GO): defense response to bacterium; defense response to fungus
Molecular function (GO): RNA nuclease activity
Source: RefSeq, a predicted model, not a curated record